UUUAAAUCACAACAAGCCUUCCCUCCUAUAAAUUUAGAGCUUACCAUGUUCGUUUGCAGCAGUCAAACUCGUUGUUGUCCGAAAGAAAGAAAGCUAAGAGGAAGAAAGGCGGCGAUUGCACUCAAGGGGGUCAAGCGCCGCCUAUUAAUCUCCCAAAGGCUUUCUAAACCGCCACCAAUGAACACUCGGCAGAGAAGAAAGACGGUCAAAAUAAACGCAACCGUAGCUCAGUUGAAGAGGGAGAUGAAAGAAAUUAGGGAAGAACAGAAUAGCAUCAGAGAAGGGCAAAGGCAAGUUAAAAAGAAAUUUGAUGACGUUUUAUCUGAAUGCGAAAAACUACGCGACGAGACUGAGCUCAUUACGCAGCAGAGUAUUUGUACCAGGCUCCGCCUCACCCUCAUGUUUCAAAUCCUUAAGGCACGACAGAACAAUGACUUCACCAAGGCCGCCCAAUUGACUACUUCUCUCCGGUUGGUCUCUCAGCCCCUCACCAUAAUAAACGUGAACUGAUAGCUCAGCAGAAGAACCAAAGUUUGCAGCAAAGUGAUGGGGCAAAGGGCAAGUGACAAAUUGAUGGCAACGUUGUCGAAUAUCAGUAGUUCUAAGUUGUGUGUGCCUCUUUUAUGAGUUUUAUCUUAUUUGGCUUUGCAAGGUUUUGCUUCCUCUGUAAGGUGGAUUGACCAAAUCCUAGAAACCGAUGUAAAAAAAAUCAGUUUUAAUAUAUCUCUUAUUCAGUAGAGUUAUAGAGAUUUUUACUUAUUUUCGACAUGCUCAAGCGAUGGGAACGUUUGCUCUUGGGCAAACGAUAACUGAUUCGUUGCCAUUUUUAUCGUGCAUCACUAUUGGAGGAAAGCACAAGCGGUUGCACAAACAGAUCCAAAUGCUCCUGUAAAGCGAGAAAAGACAGAUUCUAGUGCUUCUGAAAUUAUAAGGGAAGUACAUGUGUCACGCACCGUGACAUCAGCAUUCAGCCCAGAGGAGGGAUGCCUUGGGAGCACCAAGGACGGGAGAUCAAGGCAACCAGCUGAGCAGGUAUAGGCUAAAAGGGGGCUAUCGAGCUGAUCAGGAGGGCUGGAGAUUGUGCACACUAGGCGCUCAGCGCGCCUGCGCACCAGCUAAGCGCCACAGCAAACAAGCAGCGUGCCAAGCGCUGCUCCAAUGGUUAGCUCACUAUUCCAACGGGUAGAGACAGUCUUCUACGGGCUAGAAGUCUGAAAAUGUUGCAGAGGCUCUUCCUAGCUGUUAGGAGUGGGGGAGGGCUUUGUAAGAGGUUCCCUUGGCGUAUAAAAGGGCACCCUUACCAACUAUUAUGGGUUGAGGUUAUUUUAGGGACUUUUCUUGUAUAAAUAUUGUAUAUUUGUGAAUACAAUAUCUUUUUCCUCA
This is a messenger RNA of Theobroma cacao (cacao), 1383 nucleotides long. NCBI's taxonomy places the organism in Eukaryota, Viridiplantae, Streptophyta, Magnoliopsida, Malvales, Malvaceae. The record is from RefSeq and is a predicted model, not a curated record.